Molecule: messenger RNA, 2392 nt
Organism: Phragmites australis (common reed)
Lineage: Eukaryota; Viridiplantae; Streptophyta; Magnoliopsida; Poales; Poaceae
Product: pentatricopeptide repeat-containing protein At3g48250, chloroplastic-like
Exons: 2
Coding region: 70-1818 (582 amino acids)
Biological process (GO): RNA splicing
Molecular function (GO): protein binding
Source: RefSeq, a predicted model, not a curated record
GGAAGGGAAGGAAACCGUUGGGGUUGGUCUUACCUCCCACCCAGGCCAUAGACGCGAGAGAAGGAACCAAUGGCAGCGCCUCCCUCCCUCCGCCGCCUCCUCUCCCUCCGCCGCCACCGCCUCUUCUCCACCACCAACAGUACCACACCCGCCGCCGCUCACUCGCCGCCGCCCGUGCCCGUGCCCAACACCCCGACCCCAGAAUCCGUGCUCUAUAAUAUCAGCAGCCUCUCCAAGGACCCCUCCCUCGCGCUCGCCAUUUUCCGCCGUUCCGCCGCAGCCGGCCACCCCGUCGGCUGCGCCGCAUACAACCUCAUGCUCCGCACCCUCGCCUCCGACCCCGCCUCCGCCCAGUCCCACUUCUGGCCCUUCCUCCGCGACAUGCAGGACGCCGGCCACUCCGUCGACCAGGGUACCUACCUCGCCGCCCUCGCUUCUUUCAAGAAGGCGAGCCUCACCGCCGACUACGCCUCCCUCACCGCGCACUACACCAAGGCCCAGAAUGAGGCCAAGGGCGGUAACCCCAUCUCCACCGCCGCCGAGGCCGUCCGCUGUCUCGACGGCUCCGAGAGUAGCGCGGAGCUUGAUAGCAAACUGGAGGGCAUCGAUCUGCCGCUCACGGAGACCGCCGUGGCCAGGGUGCUACGGGAGUUGAGGGACUAUCCGAUCAAGGCUCUCUCCUUCUUCCGGUGGGCUGGGCGUCACAAGGGGUACAAGCACGGGUCAGUGGCGUACAAUGCCAUGGCGAGGGUGCUCGGCCGGGAGGAGUCGGUCCGGGAGUUCUGGGAGCUGAUCGAGGAAAUGAAGGCCGGCGAGAUGCACGUGGAUAUCGACACUUAUGUGAAGCUGUCCAGGAACUUCCAGAAGCGGCACAUGCUCAGGGAGGCUGUGGAGCUCUAUGAGCUCAUGAUGGAUGGUCCUUUCAAGCCGUCACAGAAGGAUGGGCCGGUGAUCAUCAGACGCAUCUCGCUGGGGCCAUCACCAGACCUUGAGCUUGUCAAUCGGGUUGUGAGGAAGUUUGAGGCCGUGUGGGAAUUCAAGACGAAGGAGUUGUUCGAUGGGAUCCAUAGGGCACUGACGAGUAAUGGGAGGUUUGAUGAGGCUGCAGAGAUUGUGCAAAGGAUGAAAGCUGAAGGCCACCGGCCAGACAAUAUUACAUAUAGCCAAUUGGUGUUUGGGCUUUGCAAGGCCAACAAGUUGGAUGAUGCUCGCAAAGUGUUCGAUGAAAUGGAGGCUGAAGGGUGUGUCCCAGAUUUAAAGACUUGGACCAUGUUUAUCCAAGGGCACUGUGAGGCUGGGGAUGUGGAAAAAGCUCUGCAGUACUUGACAGAGAUGAUUGAGAAGAACUUGGACGCAGAUGCCAAUUUGCUGGAUGUGAUAGUGAAAGGUCUGUGUAGCCAUGACAAGGUUGAUGCUGCUUACACUUUGUUUGUUGAGAUGGUGGACAAGGCUCAUUUGGGAGCUUGGCAAGGCACUUACAAACAUGUAAUCGGUGAGUUGCUGAGGGUAAAGAAACUUGAGGAGGCACUGCGCCUUCUGAGAUCAAUGAAAGCCCGCAAGUUCCCACCUUUUGCAGACCCAUUCCCUCCUCACAUCGCCAAGUACGGGACGUUUGAAGAUGCAAGGGAGUUUCUCAAGGCCUUGACAGUGAAUAACUAUCCGUCGCCUACAGCCUACCUGUAUGUUUUCAAGUCAUUCUUUGCAGAGGGGAGAUAUUCUGAAGCUCAAGAUUUACUGUACAAAUGCCCAAUCCAUAUCCGCAAGCAUCACGAUAUAACCAAGCUGUUUGAAUCAAUAAAAGUUGAGAGUGCUUCUUGACUGGAACGCAAGCAAGCAAUGGCUGGUGAUAUUAUGAGUUGCUCACCUAGACGGAUUUCCAGCACGAUCGAAGAAGCAUGUGAAAGAUAAUGCCUAAUAGAAACUUCAAGACUCGCUGGAUAGAUUGUAUCAGUGAAGUCCAGCCCUCCAGGUUUGACGGAGUUUGGCAUGAUGUAGAUUGGUAACAGGAAGCGGUGAUAUACUCCAGUGGUUUCUCUUUUGAAGAUGCUGCUUCCCUCGUGCACUAACAAUAUCUGCAGAGUAUUUAUCGCGUGGGCAUCUUAGUGUAGCUUUAUUCUGACCGAAGCUGCUGGAAGCCAGAUUUCAAUAAACAAGGGUAUUUACUUGUCAUGUCGGGCUUGAUGCCUAAAUUGCCAAAGUUAGACGGUUCGACAAGCGUUUGUACUCUGGGUUAAAAUCUUUUGCUGGUAGUGUUAUCAGCGUGUCAGAAAUUUCAAUCAUACAUUAGGAAAAAAGGUUCAGCACAGAGAACAUUGUUUUGUUUGGCACUAUCAAAGUUGAGUCUUUAACUGCAAGUUCUCGGAGAGCAGACUCUGAGAGAACUCGUGUUUUU